AUGGAUUUGGCCGGCGGGGUUUUGCUGGAUGUGGGCGUCUACUCCCUAACAUGGGUCUUCCAAACCCUCUACCACACCCGGCCCCUCGGCCACCGCAAACCACCCUCCUCCAUCAGCUCCCAGAUGAUCCACUACCCCGCGACAGGCGCCGAUGAAUGCAGCACCAUCCUGCUCGAAUUCCCGCAAUCGACGCCCGCCGGCACGCAUAAAGCUCAGGGUGUCGCGAUGACAAACUUCCGCCUUCUCUCUAAUCUGGACGGGAAAUGGACUGCGGGGCCCACGGUGCGCAUCCAGGGCACACGGGGCGAGAUUCAGGUCUUCGGGUACCCAUUUCAUCCGGAUAGUUUUAAGGUGAUUCCCCUUACGGGUCUUGGGGAAGCUGGUGACGCACGAGAGGUUAGGGAGGUCGUGGGUGAGUUUCCGGGGGAAGGAAAAGGUAUGUAUUGGGAGGCUGAUGAGGCGGCGAGGUGUGUGAGAGAUGGGAAGUUGGAGAGUGAAACGAUGUCGUGGGAGGAAAGCUUGGUGAUCAUGGAUGUCAUGGAUGAGGCGAGGAGGCAGGGUGGGUUGAAGUAUCCGGAUGAGAUUGAGUCGACGGAGUAUCCGAUCACGCUCGGGGGGAAGAAGGGAGUUGCUUAG
This is a messenger RNA of Histoplasma mississippiense, 636 nucleotides long. RefSeq lists its product as hypothetical. The coding region runs from base 1 to 636 and encodes 211 amino acids. The transcript has 2 exons. NCBI's taxonomy places the organism in Eukaryota, Fungi, Ascomycota, Eurotiomycetes, Onygenales, Ajellomycetaceae. The record is from RefSeq and is a predicted model, not a curated record.